Malaya genurostris is the source of this 1929-nucleotide messenger RNA. RefSeq names its product GPI transamidase component PIG-T (gene PIG-T). The record is from RefSeq and is a predicted model, not a curated record. Gene Ontology annotation, cellular component: GPI-anchor transamidase complex. The transcript is spliced from 2 exons. Lineage: Eukaryota; Metazoa; Arthropoda; Insecta; Diptera; Culicidae. Gene Ontology annotation, biological process: attachment of GPI anchor to protein. The coding region runs from base 75 to 1841 and encodes 588 amino acids.
UCAAUUUAAAUGUUUGUGCUGCACCUUUGUCGGUAGUUUUUCAUUUCAUUCUUGGAUGGAGUAGAUUCACGAAUAUGAUCCUGAUUUGUUGGGUUAUUCUGCUGUUGGCAAUUGUCCAGCCUUCGAUUCAAUUCAACGAUAUUUUCGAUGAAGAAUUGAUGAUCAAACCACUCCCGGAUGGAUUUGUUUACAGCUAUUUUCAGUUCACCACCCGAUGGGAACUGACUCAGAACGACAGCCUGCUGCACACCAAUCUGGUAUCCAGAUCACUAGCAGAACUGUUCUAUCACUACGAUGUCAGUGAAUUGCACCUCAGUUUUACCAAUGGCGUUUGGCGGUACGAAAAUUGGGGCUUUCCGGUAUUGAAUGCUGGCCCCGGAGCCGAGGUGUGGGCUUGGUUUGAACCGCCGGCAGACGAUGCCGAGGUGGAUCACAAAUGGAAACUGCUAUGCGGAACCCUAUCUGGAUUGUUCUGUGCAUCGUUGAGCUUCGUCGACCAAAGUAACACCUUCCGGCCGGAAUAUUCGUUGCGACCGCUUACGCACCGUUUUGCCGGGCAAGCUGAUCCAAAAAUUCGUUACGCGGCACUACCGCGAGAAAUAGUCUGUACGGAGAAUCUGACACCAUGGAAAAAAUUACUCCCGUGUAAAUCGGGCGAUGGAUUCACUUCUCUGCUAACACCGGAUCAUGUUUAUUCCGGGAAUUAUCAUUCGCUUGCGCUGCAUAUGAGGAAACUCUGUGCAGACAAGAGCUGCAAUCAGUUUCAGCUUGAAAUACGGCAAAGUUUGAGUUUGGUCCAAGAUCAACGGUUAUUCGGUGGAAAGGAUUGGUCGAUUCGUAAGUUGUUUGGCCAGGGCAUGCAGGGUGCUUGUGUUCUGUCCACUACUAGUAAACUUUACGUCGAUGUCACAGACAAGGACUACGAUAUGACCCAACCACCGACGAAUAUAAUUUAUUCCACGCGAGGAGGUUCGAGUUCCGUUUUUUACGAGUACGACAUUAAAAAGUUCGAAAAAACGCAACGAAUGUUUAACGUGGCUGCUGUGGAUAGAAAAGAUCCGUUGACGGUAUCGAUCACGCAAGCGCCCCCUAUUUACUCGAAGCGAUUCAUCUCUGGUGUGGGACAGGAACGGGGUCGUAUCGUGACACGCAUCACAAACAACCAUUGGACUACUUUGAAUUUACUAAUUUUUGAAAACAUUCCCUGGUUCGUGCCUAUUUAUUUACAUACUCUGAAAAUCCAGGCAGGAGAUCAGAAAAUCAUUCCAAAGCUGAUUAAAUACAUUCCCGGUCGUCUGCGCGAACGGCCAUCUCAUCUAGAGCUAGCCAUUACUAUCCCGGCUCGAUCGACCAUCGAAAUGUCAAUCGAUUUCGAUUACAUAUUCCUGAAGUGGCAGGAAUACCCUCCGGAUGCCAGCCACGGGCACUAUCUGCAACCGUCGAUCAUAUCGGUGUUGCUGCCGGUGGGUCGAAACUACACUUCGCUACCCCACGAGGCGGCACUCAUCCGAGAUGCUUUCAACGCAACCCAACCGAACGGAUACUUCCUGCAGCUUCGAACGGAAGCUCUGUUACUGACGCUACCCAUUCCGGACUUCAGCAUGCCGUACAACGUGAUCUGUUUGGCGUGUACCGUGGUCGCGUUAGCUUUCGGGCCAAUUCACAAUAUUUCCACCAAGAAAAUUGUCGCCAAAAGCAGGGAUGCGGCUAAACCCAAGCUCACAGAUAAAAUACGGGGCUGGUUCGGUAAGCGGAAGCAAGCUAAGCUGGACGGACCAAGUGUGGUUGACAGUGCCGUUGAGGCUGAUGUGGUCGAGGAGAACACAAAGAAGCAGCUGUGAAGCUGAAUACCAAAUACAAUAUGCUAAGUUGUUUCUAGGUUAUGUAACGAAAUAAAAAUCAAGGACGGAGAACAUUCUGUUUUCGUAA